AUGCCCGACGCGCCAAUGUCCACCAAGCAGACGGCCGCGCGGUUCGCCAACGCGCUCCGGUCCUUCUCCGCGUCCGGGGACGCCUUCCGCGUGCUGUCCACGGUGCCCCCUCGCACGGAAACACCGCCGCCGCCGCCGGACAGCCUCAUCGUCCUCGACUCGAGCUUCAACCCGCCUACCCGGGCGCACGCGGCCAUGGCCUCGUCGGCGGUGCGGCAGGCCGGCCCCCGCGCGCGGCUGGUGCUCCUGCUGGCGGUGACCAACGCCGACAAGGCGCUCGGCCCGGCGCCGCUCGAGGUGCGCCUCGGCAUGAUGGAGGCGCUGGCGCGGGAGCUGGCGGCGCCGCCGGUGCAGGUGGACGUGGCGGUGACGACGAGGCCGUACUUCCACGACAAGGCGGCGGCGAUGGAGGGCGCGGGGGGGUACGGGCGCGCGGAGCAGGUGUUUCUGUGCGGGUUCGACACGGUGGUGCGCAUCUUUGAGCCGCGGUACUAUCGGGGCAGUGGGGGGAUGGGGAGCGCGCUGGGGCCGUUUUUCCGGCGGGCGAGGCUGCGCGUGACGAUGAGGCCGGACGAUGCGUGGGGGACGGCGGGGGAGCAGGCGGCGUAUGUGGCUGGUCUGGAGGGGACGCUGGGCAGGAGCGGUGGUGAUGCGGCGUGGGUGAGGAGGAUUGAGUUGGUGACGGGGUGA
This is a messenger RNA of Metarhizium robertsii ARSEF 23, 690 nucleotides long. RefSeq lists its product as uncharacterized. Gene Ontology annotation, cellular component: nucleus; cytoplasm. Gene Ontology annotation, molecular function: ATP hydrolysis activity; nicotinamide-nucleotide adenylyltransferase activity. The record is from RefSeq and is a predicted model, not a curated record. The transcript has a single exon. Bases 1 to 690 code for a protein of 229 amino acids. Lineage: Eukaryota; Fungi; Ascomycota; Sordariomycetes; Hypocreales; Clavicipitaceae.